Molecule: messenger RNA, 853 nt
Organism: Cyprinus carpio (common carp)
Lineage: Eukaryota; Metazoa; Chordata; Actinopteri; Cypriniformes; Cyprinidae
Cellular component (GO): mitochondrion; cytoplasm
Molecular function (GO): hydrolase activity
Source: RefSeq, a predicted model, not a curated record
GUAAACAAAACCUCAGCAGCAGCAGCAGCAGCACGUGAGAGGGGCAUUUCCGUGGAAAAUGGACGCCGUUUGUCCUUAAACAGUGCAAUGACGGCCCGCAGUAUUUUACUAACCCGGCAGGUUUUGCCUCUUGGACAUCAUUUACGGCGAGUCUUACCCGUGAAGACCUUCUGCUCUUCCACGCGCGAUGAGGUUCGCUUGGCAAAGGAGGCCAGCAAGAAAUACGGGAAACCUGAACCCACUAUAUUUUCUAAAAUAGUUGACAAAACUAUCCCUGCAGUUAUCAUUUACGAGGAUGACAAGUGUCUAGCCUUCAGAGAUGUGAAUCCCCAGGCUCCUGUGCACUUCCUGGUUAUUCCAAGGAUUCCCAUUCCCAGGAUCAGUGAAGCACACGAUGAUGAUGCAUCGCUCCUGGGUCAUCUCCUGAUAGUGGCCAAAAACGUAGCAAAGAAAGAAGGACUGGAUGAAGGAUACAGAGUUGUCAUCAAUGAUGGAAAAAAUGGGGCGCAGUCUGUGUAUCACCUUCACAUUCAUGUUCUCGGAGGACGGCAAAUGAAAUGGCCUCCUGGAUAGAUGGACCUACUGUCAGAAUACAAGUAAUGCUCCGCAUUUUUGGAGGAUAUGAGCAUAACUGAUAAAUGGUACAAAAUGGAAAUUUGUUGGAUGUUAUCAAAAAAAUGCUUGUCAAAUAAUGAGUUAGUGGGAAAAGUGUAAAACAAUUUUCUACAUUAAAAGAGUUUGGUUUUCAUUCUGCGGUUGAUGUUAGCAAGCUGUUGGGUAACCUGCACUUAACUGGGUUGGGUUACCUUUUCUGUUGUUGACUCAUCAUUGGGUAAUAAAAAUGUUCUGGCGA